Molecule: messenger RNA, 1956 nt
Organism: Siniperca chuatsi (mandarin fish)
Lineage: Eukaryota; Metazoa; Chordata; Actinopteri; Centrarchiformes; Sinipercidae
Product: protein SIX6OS1
Exons: 14
Coding region: 345-1781 (478 amino acids)
Biological process (GO): oogenesis; meiotic DNA double-strand break processing involved in reciprocal meiotic recombination; spermatogenesis
Cellular component (GO): central element
Source: RefSeq, a predicted model, not a curated record
UAUAAAAAGCUGCCAAAUGUACAAAGCUAACUAUGCUAACAUCAGUUCCAGCUAAACCGACAAACCCUUAACAGUUAAAUUAAGACGUUAACGUUACAGAACAACUGAGUUUGCUGAAAUAUAUCAGGCUUCUCAAACUGUUGUCAGUGCAUCCAAUUUACAUUUAACUAAAAGCUAACCCUUAUAUCGUGGCUCUAUUCAUUUAAAUAAUAGGUUGAAGCCUUGUCCCUCCACCCAAGUUCAUUAUAAUUAAGACCUUUCUUUUACGUUGAAAGGAUGAACGUUUGAACCGUUGUGUCAACAGCAGCAGCCCGCCACGUCGCUAACGUUAGGCUGGUGUAAAAAUGAACGACCAAUACUCACUUGAUAAUAUUGACAGCCUCCUCUUUCAGUUUGCUCUUCAAACUCGGGAGCUUUCCCUAAAGAAGAAUGCAAUCAACCAACAAAUUAAAGUUUGCAGAGCUGACAUUGCUGAGAGGAGGUCUCACAUUGAAACAGUUCGCAGAAAUACAAAGAAACUUGAGCUAGAAAUCAGGGUGAAGCAGAGCUCUGUGAUACAUAAUAAAGAAAAUGCUAAAAGCAUGAAGGCGAUUAACAGCCUGCUUCUUCAGUAUGAGCAGACAAUGAAAGAAGAACUGGAGAGCAGAAAAGCCAGCUACAACCGUGACAUGGAAGUUUACGAAGAGAGAAUUGCAAGCUAUAAGAAGAUAUUCCACUCGCAUAAAGAAUAUUAUUACCAAAAUCCUCUGGCUCAAAAGCUCCUCGUGCUGCAGGCGGAAAAAGAGGAGAUUGAGUGUAGGAUCAAGGCUUGUGAUGAUCGAAUAACAAUGAAACAGAAGGAGCUGGACCAUCUCACUGGUCCCCCAGUCAGUUCUUCUUCUCCUGAGAAACUACCAGACAGUGUUUCUGGCCAGCAGCCCAUAACAGAACCAGAGAAACAAUUAGAUCCUCAGACAGAGGACAGUCAUUCUUCCAUUGACAUCUCCUCUCUUAAUCUCAACCAGACAAAGAUCUUGCAGAAUGGUCAUAAAACUUCUGUAGAGGGAAAUGAUGAAGAAAGUCGUGAGGAAAACAAGGUCCAGGAUGCUACCGCCUGCAGCCCUUCCCCAGAAGAAGCAAGCAAUGAGCUGUGGUCAUGUCAACAGUUGGAUGCCCAUCAGCAGACUAUUUCUUCAGAACAAAGAUGGCCAGAAGUGAUGCACGCAGAGGAGCAGGACCAGGAAACUGGACCAGAGGACCAGGAACAGCAGUCCACUGUAUCAGACAUAGAGGAGGUAGUGGAGGAGGAGAUGGAGGAAAGAGUAGCUAUAGAGGAAGAGCAGGCACCAAGUGAAGAGCGCAACAAGGGACUCACUGCUUUUCCUCAGUCAUCAUUUCAAGAAACUAAUCCCCAGUCCUCCCCGGCAAAAAUGACAGCUGUGCCUUCAACCCCAACAUUCCCAUUUAACUUCAGCCCUGGCGGCUCCCCACAUCGAGGUACCUCUGAUACCAAAUCUCCAGCUUUCCUGUUCUCUCUGAACUCUGAUCCUAGCACCCCGGGCUUCUCUGGAUUUGGAUUUGACGUCGGCUCAUCGCAGGAUGAGGACUCAUCUUUCGCUUUCACCAGCUCUUUUUUCAAUGAGAAGAAAACCAAAGAAUCAAAGUCUUCAAGCUGCUCUGAGUUCCUGUUUGGCCAACCAGAGCAAAAUGAAGACUUCCAGUUUGCUUUUACCUCAAAGAGCCCUCAGACAACUAACAAAGAUAACACCAGGGAUGAUUUUCCAUUUUCAUUCAACUUUUGAGAGUUUGAAAACAUCUGAAUUGCUGAAUUAUUGUUUGUAAGACUACUUUGUUAUGUAUUUUCUUCUGUAAUGUUUUCAUAUAGUUGGGGAAAUGACAAAUACCUUUUAUAAUGGUGUUAAACCUUCAUGGUUUAACACCAUUAUAAAACUUCAAAUAGUCUCAAUAGUCAAAAAA